AUGGUCUUCUCAAUCCGGUGUGCUAUGAAAAAGUCCACCUGACUCUGCUGCUCAUAGUUUCCUUGGCAUCUUACAAAUCCCACAUAUAUAUACAUCCACCCACAUAGGGGAUUGAUCAAAUUCACUUUGAUAUUCAUUCCUUCUUUCAUUUCAUUAGCAAAAGUGAUCAAUUAAGUGUUAAUUAACCAUCGAUCAUGAUGAGGAGCAAGAAGCAGAGCCAGAACAAGUUUGUUCGAAUCAUGGCAUCACCAAUCAGAGCACUGGGAAAAGCACGUGACAUGUACGUGCGGAGCAUAACGAACUGCGGCCAGCACGUGAGCUACUACGGCGGCGACCCCACAGAAGGCGCGGGAAGGUUCUCGAGGAGCCACAGCGUGGCCACGUCGACGAGGUCCGAGGUUGUCAGCGAGGAUUAUGCGGAGCUUCUCAGGGCCGCGUCCGCGAGAACCUUGGCGAAUCGAAUCGACAUGGAUUUGGUCCUCAAACAACAACAACAUGCGAACUCAUCGAAAGGUAAUAAUUUGCCCAAGUCUAGCAGUGUUGGGAUGGCGAGGAUUGAGGAGGAUAAGCCCUAUGACUCUGAAAAGGGUGUGACGGAUUCGUAUCCGAGGAGUAGAAGCUAUGCUGUGGAGGCCAAGAGAAGACCUUCUUCUGCUUUUCAAAUUCCCAGUUCCAGACUUGUCUCCAUCUAAGUAUACUUAGAUAUAAUUAAGUGAGAGAAAGAGAUUUUAAUUAAUUAGUUGAAUUUGUAACAAUUAAUCCUUCUCCUUUCUUUAUCUGUUUUCUCAUGAUAAACUUUAUUGAUUCUAUUGUUUUUGGAUAGAGAUUUUCUUGUAAAUAAGAUUUUUUUUAGCUUGUCGGUGGAACUAUGAGAGUUUCUUGAUGUUGGUAAUUAUUUACUA
Glycine soja is the source of this 902-nucleotide messenger RNA. RefSeq lists its product as uncharacterized. The transcript has a single exon. Bases 195 to 692 code for a protein of 165 amino acids. The record is from RefSeq and is a predicted model, not a curated record. NCBI's taxonomy places the organism in Eukaryota, Viridiplantae, Streptophyta, Magnoliopsida, Fabales, Fabaceae.